Rotaria sp. Silwood1 is the source of this 351-nucleotide messenger RNA. The record is from the annotation of a GenBank genome assembly. Lineage: Eukaryota; Metazoa; Rotifera; Eurotatoria; Philodinida; Philodinidae.
AUGUUGGUUAUUCCAAUGGUGGUUUUAUUCAGUUCGAAUGUUGCUAUUCAUUAUGGUGAACGUGUAUUUAGUGCAAUUUGUAAUCAUUGUGGAGGUUACGGAGGUUUAGGAUACAAAGAUGAAGAAUUACUCAAUUUGAAUAUGAUUAAGAAGUCACUACAGAUUUAUAUAUUAACUGGUAUGAGAGAUAAUUAUUUGCAAAGUUGUGCAAAAGCGAAAAAGAUAUUUGAAAAUGUCGCAUGUUCUGUAACAAUGGAAAUUAUGAACAAUAGAGGACAUCGAUAUUAUGUAGAUAAAGAAACAGAUAUUUGGAAUUUUGUAAGUUUACAUCAAAUCAAAGAUGAUCAAUAA